AUGGAGUGUGUACUACUCUCUUUAUGCCAAAGACUUAGGUAUAAUGAGGUCGUAGUUUUAGCUAGCUUGUGUAGAUCAUACAGACAACUCAUCCUUCAUCAUACCUACCAAAAAGAUUGGCCCUUCCACCAUAUACUCUCUAUAUUUACAGAAUCACACGUUCGCAAUAAACUAUUAGAAAGAUACAUCUGUGAGCAUGAAGCGAAAAUAAACAAAAAAAUACCUCUAUUGAAACCUGAAGACUUGGCAGCUGCUCGCAAAGAGUUUAGGGGACCAUUGGGACUUCUGUGGCAUGAAAGGACAGUCAAAAUAUGUCGUACAAAUUGUUAUCCCGGAUCAGCGGUUUUAGAUCAACUGUUGUGGCCGAAGAUUACAAAUUUGGAGAAGGCAUCAAAGGAGCCGUCAAGGAAAGCGGCUGAACGGCUAGGGAAUAAAUGGGAAUUGGAUUGGCCUCUGAAUAAAAUGGUGAAAUUAUUGCCCGAGCUUCGUUACGGAAACAACCUGAUUGCGAAGGUUGUAUUUGGUCGAAUUCAUUUUAACCGAGUGGUGGAAAUGUUAUUACACGAAACUGAGACAACUAUUUGCUCGUUACAUUAUCCUUCGUGCGAAGAACAAAUUCGGGACCAUCAAAUGCGCGACAAACACGCGUGCGACAAACACGCGCGCGACAAACACGCGCGCGACAAACACGCGCGCGGAGAUGAAUUUCCCGAAACAUCCGGGGAGGGUGGAGAUAGCACGAUUUGCUAUUAUGACUUAUCGCGGGCGGUAAUACAAACGCGCGAGCGCUGGAUUUAUUAUCAGCGUGUUGAAGAUUAUGUUGAUAAGUUGUAUGCUUCAUAUUUGAGACACGUGAUGUUAGCGAGUGGUGGUGUUCGUCCGGGUUUGGUGGGGUAUAAGCCGGUUUAUGAAACAGUCUUUUCCCCGCGAAUUAAUAGGGAGAAGUUGGGUCUUUUAUCCCAAGGCCUUUUCUAA
Molecule: messenger RNA, 975 nt
Organism: Gregarina niphandrodes
Lineage: Eukaryota; Apicomplexa; Conoidasida; Eugregarinorida; Gregarinidae
Exons: 2
Coding region: 1-975 (324 amino acids)
Source: RefSeq, a predicted model, not a curated record